CAGAAAAUACUCAAAAACUUGAGACGAUAACAUUUUGAAAAGGAAAACUGACAGGAUUUCCUUUAUCUUAUAGCGUGAAAAAAUCGAAAAAUUAAAGUCAAACUUUAACAUUAGCGGCGCGUGAGAAGUGACAGCUGCUGACAUUCGAGUUUUUGCGUGUAUUUGUUUGUGUGGGAAAUUGUUUUUGUAUACUGUUUGGCUGAUUAGAGCUGUGACUUGUUUGUGUUUUAUUGUUUUCUUUUUUUUUUCGUGACCAUCCAUAGCGGGAAUCUGCAAAGGAUAAAAAGUGAAAAACUCGAAAUAUCGCCGAUAAAUAAUCAAAUGAAAAGUGCCAAUUUUUUUUUCUAUUUACUUUUAAUAUCAAUUUUUGUAUCCAGUAUUAUUGAAAACCAUCUAUAAAGAAAAUGAAAGAUACGCCAAUUACCCGACAAGGAGUUCCAACUUACGCUUGUGUUUAACAGAAUGUGUAACUAAAUGCAGUGUUAUAAUCGUGACGGCUAUUCUACACAAUGUCAGGAUACUUCGUUGUCCACACUAAGUGAUCCUACGAAUACACGGCAUUUAGCCCUUAAUGCAUUUGAUAACGGUAGCACUGCCUCCGUGGAAGCCAACUUAGUUCCAUACAACGCGUUAAACGGUUUACAACAAUCGCACCAGCAUUCAGAACAUUCCCCAGCUAAUAAUACUAGCGGCAAUAAUAGCAAGAACAACUGUGAUAGUUUUAAUACGCUAACGUCUCCAUCCUCUUCGACAAAUUCUCCUUUCAAUACGUUAGUCCUCAGUCAAAUGCCACAUUUCGGUUUAGGUGGCGGUGGACCAGGGAUGUCCAACAAUGCUUACGGCCAAACGCCACCUAGUCCGCCAUUGCAUCAUGCCGGCGCUGGUGGCAAUGGUGGUUUAAUGCCCCCGAGCCCUCCGCAUCAACAACACCACCAACAACAACAUCAUCAACAUUUAGCGAUGAUUCCGCGAGGUAUACCGGGUGGCGGAGGCAAUGGUCCUAUAAUGUCAACAGGUUUAAACAGCUCCGUCAGUAACGUGACAACGACCGCUUCAACGUUCCGUUCACAUAUUGCAGAUAAAAAGCUUACCAGAGAAGCUAUGGAGCAUUACAUGAGAGAACGCAAUGACAUGGUCAUUGUGAUAUUGCAUGCGAAGGUAGCUCAAAAAUCCUACGGAAAUGAGAAACGUUUUUUUUGUCCUCCCCCUUGCAUUUAUUUAUUCGGGUCGGGAUGGCGUCGCCGUUAUGAGGAAAUGUUGCAAAAGGGCGAAGGGGAACAAGGAGCCCAAUUGUGUGCGUUCAUAGGCAUAGGAAGUGCCGAUCAAGAUAUGCAACAAUUAGAUUUGAAUGGCAAACAAUAUUGCGCGGCCAAGACCUUAUUCAUUUCGGACUCAGAUAAGCGAAAACAUUUCAUGUUAUCGGUAAAAAUGUUUUAUGGUAACGGUCACGAUAUUGGAGUUUUCAAUUCAAAACGCAUUAAAGUGAUUUCGAAACCUUCGAAAAAGAAACAGUCAUUAAAAAAUGCUGACUUAUGUAUAGCUAGCCGUACAAAUGUGGCUUUAUUUAAUCGUUUACGCUCACAAACGGUAUCCACACGUUACCUGCAUGUUGAAAAUGGUCAUUUUCAUGCGUCUUCAACGCAAUGGGGAGCCUUUACCAUUCAUUUACUGGACGAUAAUGAAUCGGAAUCGGAAGAUUUUAAUGUCCGUGAAGGUUAUAUACAUUAUGGUGCCACAGUGAAAUUGGUGUGUUCUGUAACUGGUAUGGCUUUGCCACGUUUAAUAAUACGUAAAGUGGAUAAACAAAUGGCUUUGUUAGAGGCAGACGAUCCCGUUUCCCAAUUGCAUAAGUGUGCCUUUUAUAUGAAGGAUACCGAUCGAAUGUAUUUAUGUUUAUCACAGGAAAAAAUAAUACAAUUCCAAGCGACACCCUGCCCUAAAGAGCCCAAUAAGGAAAUGAUUAAUGACGGAGCUUGUUGGACAAUCAUUUCAACGGAUAAGGCGGAAUAUCAAUUUUUCGAAGGAAUGGGUCCUGUCUCUUCACCCGUCACACCAGUACCUAUAGUUAAUUCAUUAAAUUUGAAUGGUGGUGGAGAUGUGGCCAUGUUGGAGUUAAGUGGUGACAAUUUUACUCCUCAUUUACAGGUUUGGUUCGGCGAUGUGGAAGCCGAAACUAUGUAUCGCUGUACGGAAGUUCUCUUGUGUGUGGUCCCUGAGAUAUCGCAAUUUCGGGGGGAAUGGUUAUGGGUACGCCAACCUACCCAAGUGCCCAUAUCGUUGGUACGUAAUGACGGCAUUAUUUACGCUACAGGGCUAACGUUCACUUAUACACCUGAACCGGGACCAAGAACGCAUUGUACCCAGACCGAAGAAGUAAUGCGGGGAACUCGUCAUAAUAAUAAUAACAUUACCGGCAUGAAUAAUAAUAAUAAUGUGAGCAGUGCUCACUCGCCCAGUGAUAGUAGUGCAACGGCGGGUCUCAAUAACAAUCACCUGCAACAGCAGCAAGCGCUGCCCUCAAUGUCAGAAGUGCAAUGGAAUGCUCAUGCAGGAGGUUUAUCCUGAGUGCUAGCCAGCUUUUUUUGUUGGCAUUUGAAAUUGUUAGUUUUUUAACCUUUCCUCCUGCUUUUUCUUUUCAUUUUGAAACUAAGUAUUUAUAUUAAUUUUAAAGUUUAGUAAUAAUUUUCUUUCGAAUUUUUCUCCUUUAGCAACCAGUCUCUUGUCACUUUUUAAGAAAAAAAAAAAAAAAAACAAAAAAAAAAUUUAUUAUAAAACUAAAUUUAUUAUAAAACUAAUUUUUUUUUUUUUUUUUUUUUAGUAAUUUUUGAUGCAUGUAUAUAAAAGUGUUAUUUACAACUUUUUCGUAAUGACACCAGACAAAAAGCUCAUUUUUAUAUGUAUAUAUAUAUAUCAAUUUUAUAUAUGUUUGUAUACAUAUUGAUUAUCACAACCUUUUCACUAUACUAUGAUCAUUAAUGAAAACUGUUGACAUAAACCAUUUGUAACCUACAUAAAUUUGGGUAUUAUUAAGAC
This is a messenger RNA of Glossina fuscipes, 3033 nucleotides long. RefSeq names its product suppressor of hairless protein (gene Su(H)). Gene Ontology annotation, biological process: regulation of transcription by RNA polymerase II. The record is from RefSeq and is a predicted model, not a curated record. The coding region runs from base 475 to 2565 and encodes 696 amino acids. Gene Ontology annotation, cellular component: nucleus. Gene Ontology annotation, molecular function: RNA polymerase II cis-regulatory region sequence-specific DNA binding; DNA-binding transcription activator activity, RNA polymerase II-specific. The transcript is spliced from 4 exons. NCBI's taxonomy places the organism in Eukaryota, Metazoa, Arthropoda, Insecta, Diptera, Glossinidae.